Molecule: messenger RNA, 96 nt
Organism: Acanthocheilonema viteae
Lineage: Eukaryota; Metazoa; Nematoda; Chromadorea; Rhabditida; Onchocercidae
Source: the annotation of a GenBank genome assembly
AUGUUAUUUGCUGGGAUACUUUUAUCCAUCGUUGCUGCGGUUGUAUUAAGCGAAGGUGAUGUAGAAAGUGCGGUACGUGAAGUAACAACCACGAAG